GUUUGUUCAGAUUGUCAACAUUGCGUUCGCCGCGUCAGCUGACUGUCUUGUGAUGGGUUUCGAUGAGGACUUUGAUACAUAUAUAGAAAAUAUCCUGCCGGCUACAUGAAAGCAUUUAAAUAAUAGAGAAGCAACUAGUGUAACAUCAUUGUAUGGAAUUUCUACGGAAACUAUUUGGUGGAAACGCCAAAGGUGCAUCGACAGCAACCGCGUCAGCAGUUGUGAACCAGAACACGGAAGAAGAUGAAUUCACAAUUUUGUCCAUGGAAGAUGUUGGACCACAGUUACGCACGGGAAGCCCACGUGAUACGGGUCAUGGCACGAAUAGUGGUAGCACUGUUGUCGAAUCUGCGCAACGCCAUGCCAGAGGCAUCGCUCGAACCGCCCGCGCACUGUUGCCGUCGAGGUCAAAACCAAUACAAAUAUCCUAUCACACAGAAGAUACCCGCGAACCACCGAAUUUACACAUUUUUAUCGAAAACUUUGACUUUUUCAUCCACGCCGACAUGCUGCUUAAAAAAAGUGGCUAUAUGAGGGCGCUCCUUGCAAGUGGAAUGGCAGACAGUGACGCCAUGAAGACGUCCAAUGAAAUGCGAUUCAACGCAGCGCCACCUACGGCUCGGGCAAUGCUUGUGAUUCUCGACCACAUUUACGACAAAGAAACAGAUAUCCCCGAAGACGAAGAACUGCAAGAUGAUGUGAUGAUGGCGGCCGAUUUUUUGGAGGUUUCCUUAAAUCCGAAGUUAUUCUCCAAAUUCGUCACUCUGGAAAGCUGGGCGCAGUAUUUAACUAAAGCCAAAUUACAUAACUGGGCCAACUUUACGGAUUUUAUAAAUUUGUUUUUGGCCGCCCACUAUCGCUAUUUGAGGAAGGGGGAACAACUGUCCAACUUAUCAGCAAGUGCCAUACGCGAUAUCGAACAUAAAACUGAGUGUGACGAAAUACGAGAAUUCUCUAAAACCUCACUGUGUAUUCUAUUAAAACACGAAGCAGUCGGUGACGAUCACAAUGUGGGAAAGGUGUUAUGUUGCUAUGACGACGCUGUCAAAGAUUGGAUACUGUUGGAUGUUUUUCCUCCCCGUUGUAAUGAAUUCAACAACAGUCUACAUUCGUCGUUUCGUCAUACGUAUGUAGCGCUGAAGAUAGGCCAUUACAGACGAGAUCACAAUUACGAUUCGAAUGACUGGCGUGAAAUGCAGAUUGUAACGAACUCCGCGUGGGGGCUGAUGAAACUAGUGUCAGAAUCUUUUACGUACGAUGCGUUCACUGGGAAAUGGAAAGACAUUUCUCACAUGACACCGCCUGGGUUGUCUAAAGGCGAUAUGUUGUUUGCACAAUCGGAAAGCAUAAUGUACGCUAUCCCGCCGUACACAACAAAACAUCGUGGGUUGAUUGUGUAUAAUUAUCAACCACAUUCUGAUAUCCCAGUACGCUGGCGGCGUCAUGUUUUCCCGUGUCCCUGCUUCACGGACGACAUGCUGCCGACGGAGGUGCGUCUUGUCAACGCUUGUCUGUUUCAAAACUCGUUAUAUGUUCUGUGUUCGGAUCGCCAUCUGACGGACACUGAUGACAAUCUGUUCAUUGCGGAGAUAACUCCGACCGCGUCGUCAGAACUGAGUGUUAAUUUUGUUGUUGUGAACUUGAAUACUGCUGUAGACAGACAUUAUGUAAGAUUGUUUUCGAAUAGAGAAAAUUUAAUUUUACUGUUUACUUCUAGCGAUGAUCCAACUCUCCUCCCUAUCACCAAUUUCCUCGUAUUCACCUUACAUGAACUUUGUCGGGACACUGCCUCGUUUAAGGCUGUGACAAAAGUAAGUGCAACGCAAAUAGGAAUACGCUCAUUACCAGAGUUCUUACGCAAAUGUAAAAUUGCCCUAGUCGGAAAUAAUCUGUAUUUUUUGUCUGCAAUCGCAAAGGAAGAUAUAUUUUCCUUUAACGUAUUGUCUGGAAUUAGUUGCCUGAUAGCGCCCCCUCAGUGUGUGUUUGAUCCUUGGAAGGAUGUGGUGGCGUUUCUUCCUCUCGGUGUUCCUAUAGAAUUACAUAACUGUGCAACCAAGAUAAGAGAUGUAAAAAUUUAUGUCAUUAGAGAUGACCUAUAG
This is a messenger RNA of Saccoglossus kowalevskii, 2099 nucleotides long. RefSeq lists its product as uncharacterized. Gene Ontology annotation, molecular function: protein binding. The record is from RefSeq and is a predicted model, not a curated record. NCBI's taxonomy places the organism in Eukaryota, Metazoa, Hemichordata, Enteropneusta, Harrimaniidae.